AUGCAGGUAAUCGAAAAGAAUGCUGAUCCUGAGGAAAACCUACUGCUGUAUGUGAGGAAAUCCCUUUACCUCACCGGAACUAAAUAUGGCUGUGGAGGGGGCGGCUGCGGUGCCUGCACGGUGAUGAUAUCAAGAUACAACCCCAAGACCAAGAAGAUCCUCCAUUAUCCAGCGACGGCUUGCCUGGUGCCUAUCUGCUCUCUGCAUGGAGCUGCUGUUACUACAGUAGAGGGUGUGGGGAGCAUCAAGACCAGGAUUCACCCUGUUCAAGAAAGACUUGCCAAGUGCCAUGGCACACAGUGUGGAUUCUGCAGUCCAGGCAUGGUGAUGUCCAUCUACACACUAUUAAGAAACCAUCCGGAACCCACUCCGGACCAAAUCAUGAUAGCUCUUGGAGGAAAUCUGUGCCGCUGUACUGGAUAUCGACCAAUUAUAGAAAGUGGAAAAACUUUCUGUGUGGAAUCAACUGUUUGUCAAAUGAAAGGGUCCGGGAAAUGCUGCAUGGAUCAAGAAGCAAGCUCUUCUGUGAAUAAGCCAGAAAAAAUAUGCACAAAACUGUAUAAUGAAGAUGAAUUCCAGCCAUACGAUCCAUCCCAGGAGCCUAUAUUCCCUCCUGAACUGAUAAGAAUGGCAGAAGAUCCGAACCAGAGAAGACUGACGUUCCACGGGGAGAGGACCACCUGGAUCUUGCCCGUGACCCUGGAUGACGUUCUGGAGCUGAAAGCCAAUUUUCCCGAAGCCCCCGUCAUCAUGGGGAACACUGCAGUGGGACCCAGCAUAAAAUUCAAAAACGCAUUCUAUCCGAUUUUCAUAUCUCCACGUUGGAUUCCAGAACUACAUUUUGUCGACACCACAGAUAAUGGGGUGACAAUAGGCGCCGGACACAGCCUGGCCCAGUUGAAUGAUGACUUACUCUUAGUUGUUUCGGAGCAACCAAAGGAGAAGACUAAGACCUACCGUGCUCUGCUGAAGCAUCUAAGGACGCUUGCAGGAGCCCAGAUUAGAAACAUGGCGACUCUCGGAGGCCAUGUGGUGACUAGGCCUAAUUACUCUGACCUCAAUCCCAUUUUAGCAGCAGGAAAUGCUAGCAUCAAUCUGAAGUCCAAAGAAGGAGAACGGCAGAUUCCUUUAAAUGGCUCUUUCCUUGAGAGAGAUCCUGAAGCCAACCUCAAACCAGAAGAGAUUGUGUUAUCUGUUUAUAUUCCAUCCACUACGCAGUGGAAUUUUGUGGCAGGAUUCCGGCAGGCCCAAUGUCAGGAGAAUGACUUUGCCAUUGUCAAUGCCGGGAUGAGUGUGGAGUUCGAAGAAGGAACAAAUACAAUCAAGGACCUUAAGAUGCUCUACGGAGGCGUGGCCCCCACUGUCAUCUCUGCAACUGAGAGCUGUGAGCAGCUCAUUGGGAGACCAUGGGAUGAUCACAUGCUCAGCGACGCCUGCAGACUAGUCUUAAAUGAAAUUCACAUCCCCCCAGAUGCCAAGGGCGGCAUGGUGGAAUAUAGGCGAACCCUGAUCAUCAGCUUACUCUUCAAGUUCUACCUCAAAGUGAAGCGAGGACUGAACAAAAUAAACCCCCAGAAGUUCCCUGAUAUCCCAGAAGAGUUCCUGAGCGCCCUCAAAGAGUUUCCCAUAGCGACACCACAAGGACUUCAGAUGUUUGAGUGCGUGGAUCCCCGCCAACCCCCACAAGAUCCCAUUGGCCACCCCGUCAUGCACCAGUCAGCCAUUAAACACGCCACAGGAGAAGCUGUGUACUGUGAUGACAUCGCCCCCAUCGCCCGGGAACUCUUCCUGGCUCCGGUCACCAGCACCAGGGCACAUGCAAAAAUCCUGUUAAUAGAUACUUCUGAAGCCCUGGCGCUUCCCGGUGUUGUUGAUGUCAUAACGGCGGAGGAUGUGCCGGGAGACAAUCACUAUCUUGGAGAGGUUUUCUACGCACAGAAUGAGGUCAUUUGUGUGGGUCAGAUCGUCUGCACGGUGGCUGCCGAUACCUACGCUCAUGCAAGAGAGGCAGCCAAAAAAGUGAAGAUUGCUUACGAAGACAUAGACCCCAGGAUCAUAACAAUAGAGCAAGCCCUAGAGCACAAUUCAUUUCUUUCUGUUGAGAAAAAAAUUGAACAAGGAAAUGUAGAGCAAGCCUUUAAAUAUGUUGAUCAAAUCAUUGAAGGUGAAGUCCAUGUGGAAGGACAGGAACAUUUUUACAUGGAAACGCAGACCAUCCUGGCUAUCCCAAAAGAAGGAGAUAAAGAAAUGGAGUUGCAUCUCGGAACACAGCAUACAACCCACGUGCAGGAAUUUGUGGCUGCUGGGUUAAAAAUCCCAAGGAACAGAAUUACCUGCCACAUGAAACGAGCUGGUGGGGCAUUUGGAGGGAAAGUGACCAAGCCUGCAGUGCUGGGAACUGUUUGUGCCGUGGCUGCCAAAAAGACUUCCCGUCCGAUCCGGUUUGUUCUAGAGCGUGGGGAUGACAUGCUGAUAACUGCAGGCCGCCAUCCACUCCUUGGGAAAUACAAAAUUGGAUUCAUGAACAAUGGUGUGAUCAAAGCUGCGGAUGUUGAAUAUUACGUCAACGGCGGAUGCACUCCUGAUGAGUCCGAGAUGGUGGUGGAAUUCAUUGUGCUGAAAUCUGAAAAUGCGUACUACAUCCCUAAUUUCCGGUGCCGGGGUAGACCUUGCAAAACGAAUUUACCAUCCAACACUGCCUUUCGAGGAUUUGGCUUCCCCCAGGCCACAGUGGUCGUUGAAACUUACAUAGCUGCAGUGGCAGCACAAUGUAACUUACUUCCUGAAGAGGUUAAAGAAAUUAACAUGUACAAGCGAAUUAGCAAAACAGCCCAUAAGGAGACAUUUGAUCCAGAGCCCUUGCGAAGAUGCUGGAAAGACUGUCUUGAGAAGUCUUCAUUCUAUGCCAGGAAACAGGCUGCAGAGGAAUUUAACAAAAAGAAUUCCUGGAAGAAGAGAGGACUGGCUGUAGUCCCCAUGAAAUUCACCAUUGGGUUGCCUGUGACCUACUACCAUCAGGCUGCUGCUCUGGUCCACAUCUAUCUAGAUGGCUCUGUCUUGGUGAUUCAUGGUGGCUGUGAACUGGGACAAGGCCUUUACACCAAAAUGAUACAGGUGGCUAGUCGAGAACUGAACAUCCCCCAAUCAUACAUAUACACAUCUGAAACCAGCACGGAGACGGUGCCCAAUGCUGUCUUCACAGCAGGGUCCAUGGGGACAGACAUUAAUGGGAAGGCUGUGCAGAAUGCCUGCCAAAUUCUGAUGGCCCGGCUUCAGCACAUCAUCAGGAAAAACCCGGAGGGGAAAUGGGAAGACUGGGUGAUAUAUUGUCCGUGCUUCUGGCAGUCCAUAGCACUUACAACACACCUGUUCUUUUACCUCCUGAUUUUUCUUCUCAGAGGCUACCAGACAAAUAUGGACUGGGAGAAGGGAGAGGGCCAUGCAUUCCCAUAUUACGUCUACGGAGCAACCUGCUCUGAGGUGGAAAUCGACUGUCUGACAGGAGCUCAUAAGCUGCGGAGGACUGACAUCUUCAUGGACGCUGCUUUCAGCAUCAACCCUGCCCUUGACAUUGGACAGGUUGAGGGGGCGUUUAUCCAAGGCAUGGGAUUGUAUACCAUAGAAGAGCUGAAGUAUUCCCCAGAAGGAGUGCUUUACUCUCGGGGUCCAGAUGACUACAAGAUCCCCACAGUCACUGAGAUCCCAGAAGAGAUCUACGUCACGCUGGUGCGUUCCCGAAACCCCAUCGCCAUCUACUCGUCCAAGGGCUUGGGUGAGGCUGGAAUGUUCAUGGGAAGCUCUGUGUUGUUCGCCAUAAAUGAUGCUGUGAGUGCUGCCCGCAAAGCCAAGGGGCUGACCUCGACCUUCACCCUCAAUAGCCCAGUAACUCAUGAGGCCAUCAGGAUGAACUGUGCGGAUCAGUUUACAGACAUGAUUCCCAGAGAUGACCCUUCAACAUUUGUACCUUGGUCAAUCCGUGUGUCUUAA
Messenger RNA from Echinops telfairi (small Madagascar hedgehog), 3987 nucleotides. Its product is annotated as aldehyde oxidase 4. NCBI's taxonomy places the organism in Eukaryota, Metazoa, Chordata, Mammalia, Afrosoricida, Tenrecidae. The record is from RefSeq and is a predicted model, not a curated record. Bases 1 to 3987 code for a protein of 1328 amino acids. Gene Ontology annotation, molecular function: FAD binding; 2 iron, 2 sulfur cluster binding; NAD binding. The transcript has 34 exons.